Molecule: messenger RNA, 1167 nt
Organism: Ramularia collo-cygni
Lineage: Eukaryota; Fungi; Ascomycota; Dothideomycetes; Mycosphaerellales; Mycosphaerellaceae
Product: related to hypercellular protein (hypA)
Exons: 1
Coding region: 1-1167 (388 amino acids)
Source: RefSeq, a predicted model, not a curated record
AUGUCAGUGACAGAACCGAAAGCACCGCGCGUGCCGAAAUUUCCAACUCACAACGCUCCGAGGGUCUGGCUCAUAAGCUCUGCAAACACGCCGGUCGGCACAGCACUGUUACGACAUCUCCUAGCCCACGGGGACUACGUCACGGCUGGCGUAGAGCGCGUCGAGUAUGAGCGGGAGGAGGAGCGCAGCCGCGAUUUCAAGAGCUUCCUCGAGGAGUUGAACGCGCCCGGGGCUACCACAGGUACGGACAAGGAUGGCAACGAUGCAGACGAUGGCAUUGGCGGUCCGAUCGAAGAUCUGGGUACACGGGCGGAGAAGAAGGCCAAAGAGAGGGAGCUGUGGAGGRGCAGACUKCGAGUCGUGACUCUGGAUGUUAGGGUCAUGGGCCAAUGCCAGGCUGCCGUGGCCGAAGCAAUACGCUGCUUUGGCCGUAUCGAUAUCCUCUUCUGCAGCCACUCUGAAGUGGUUGUGGGCACUGUAGAGGAGCUCUCGCAGAAUGCUCGAACGUCAAGUCUGGUGAAGGAUCAGUUCGAAACCACAUUCUUCGGUCCAGUCAAUAUCAUCAAGGCCACCCUUCCGAUGUUCCGAGCGAAGAAGAAUGGACACAUUGUCCUGCUGACAGCUGUUACUGGCCAUCUGGGCACACCAGGCUUGAGCAUGUACUGUGCCAGCCAAUGGGCUAUAGAAGGCUAUUGCGACAGUCUGGCAUAUGAGAUUGCGCCUUUCAACAUCAAGAUGACCAUUGUUCAGCCGAACAUGGAAGUCAACGUAUUGACACAUCGUAUCUCAUCUGCACCGCCCAUGGCUUGCUAUGCCGAAGAGAACAAUCCUGCGCCACUGUCACGAAACAUCUUGUCGUCACUGCUGGAUCGAAUCGAAGGUUCUUCCGAGCCAACGACAGGAGAUCAGCUACAUUCGAGCGAGGUGACUAGUCUGUAUCCGCCAUUGAGCAAAGGCAUGAAAGAACGGCUGGUUGCCGAGACGGUACACGCUGUUGCGGCCAUCGGCGGUCACGACAAUCCACCAGCUCGUCACAUUGUAGGUUUUGAAGGCGUCAACACUGUCAAGGAGAAGCUCAAGACUGUGAGUGAAGAAUUGGAGGAGUUUGCCGAGUGCAGCUCAUCCGCCGACAUUGAGAGAAGUGACGGGUAUUCGACUCCAGGUUGA